Prunus armeniaca (apricot) is the source of this 462-nucleotide messenger RNA. NCBI's taxonomy places the organism in Eukaryota, Viridiplantae, Streptophyta, Magnoliopsida, Rosales, Rosaceae. The record is from the annotation of a GenBank genome assembly.
AUGGCGGUGGAAGAAAUAUCUAGAGCAUACAAACAUGUGGCUGGGGUUGAUCUUCCCAAGUCGGUGGAACAAAGCAUGUCGGUUGAUCAAGCCUAUAAAUUGGCAUGCAACCACAAUGAAAUGUGGAUUGUAAGGGACGCCGAGACUGCUACCAGAUCCCAGUGUAGUGUUGAGCAAGGACCCUUUUGGGGCUAUGAAGAAGGCGAGGCCGUCUCCAUAGCUGGAGUCGUUCUUCGAGUCGAUGGCGAAGUCGAAAGUGGUGGUGAAGUUGGAGAGUUUUUUGGUGUGGUUUUCGCAGAGGAGGAAGGGUUGGCGGUAGGUGGCUCGGCCCACGCUGCCAUUUUUAACGUCAUCUUCAGCGCUUUUGGUAAGGCGGAGGAAAUGGACGUCCAUAUGAGCAUCGCCCUCGGGAAAUAUGGUGUGGAUGUCGUCUUGACUGAAGCUGGAGAAACUGAAGUUUAG